Messenger RNA from Zygotorulaspora mrakii, 1314 nucleotides. It is a transcript of the gene RPT2, whose product is annotated as proteasome regulatory particle base subunit RPT2. Gene Ontology annotation, biological process: proteasome-mediated ubiquitin-dependent protein catabolic process. The record is from RefSeq and is a predicted model, not a curated record. The transcript has a single exon. Gene Ontology annotation, cellular component: proteasome regulatory particle, base subcomplex. Gene Ontology annotation, molecular function: proteasome-activating activity; ATP binding; ATP hydrolysis activity. The coding region runs from base 1 to 1314 and encodes 437 amino acids. Lineage: Eukaryota; Fungi; Ascomycota; Saccharomycetes; Saccharomycetales; Saccharomycetaceae.
AUGGGACAAGGAGUAUCUGCUGGUCAAGAUAAAAAAAAAAAGAAUAGUAACAAGGAUAAGCCAAAAUAUGAACCACCAGUUCAAUCAAGAUUCGGGAGGAAGAAAAGAAGAGGCGGUCCAGCAACAGCUGAGAAAUUACCAAAUAUAAACCCGUCAACCCGUUGUAAGCUGAAGCUUCUAAGAGUUGAGAGAAUCAAAGACCAUCUACUGUUAGAAGAGGAGUUUGUGACGAAUUCAGAGAUCCUUAAACCAUUUGAGAAAAAACAAGAAGAAGAAAGAAAGCAGCUGGAGGAAAUCAGAGGUAAUCCGUUAAGCAUCGGAACUUUAGAGGAAAUUAUCGACGACGACCACGCAAUUGUCACAAGCCCAACAAUGCCAGACUAUUACGUUUCCAUACUGUCGUUUGCUGAUAAAGAACUUCUAGAGCCGGGAUGUUCUGUACUUUUGCAUCACAAGACAAUGUCAAUUGUUGGUGUCUUGCAGGACGACACGGAUCCGAUGAUUUCUGUGAUGAAGAUUGAUAAAUCCCCGACCGAAAACUAUAGUGAUAUCGGAGGUCUUGAAAAUCAAAUCCAGGAGAUCAAGGAGGCUGUCGAGCUGCCAUUAACUCAUCCAGAACUGUACGAGGAAAUGGGCAUAAAACCACCCAAGGGGGUUAUACUGUACGGUGCACCGGGAACAGGUAAAACUCUUUUGGCGAAAGCAGUUGCAAAUCAAACCUCUGCGACUUUUUUGAGAAUCGUUGGUUCCGAAUUAAUUCAGAAAUAUCUUGGUGAUGGUCCACGUCUCUGUAGACAGAUUUUCAAGGUUGCAGCAGAAAAUGCUCCAAGUAUUGUUUUCAUUGAUGAAAUUGACGCUAUUGGUACAAAAAGAUAUGAUUCAAAUAGUGGUGGUGAGAGAGAGAUUCAGAGGACAAUGUUAGAAUUACUGAAUCAAUUAGACGGGUUUGAUGAUAGAGGUGAUGUUAAGGUCAUUAUGGCAACAAAUAAAAUCGAAAGUCUUGAUCCUGCUUUAAUUAGACCGGGGAGAAUUGAUCGUAAAAUCCUUUUCGAAAGUCCAGAUUUGUCAACAAAGAGAAAAAUUUUGAGUAUUCAUACUUCAAAGAUGAACCUAAACGAAAAUGUCAACUUUGAAGAAUUAGUAACAUCAAAGGAUGAAUUAUCUGGUGCAGACAUUCAAGCGAUGUGUACUGAAGCAGGUUUGUUAGCUUUAAGAGAGAGAAGAAUGCAAGUUACUGCGGAAGAUUUUAAGCAAGCAAAAGAACGUGUAAUGAAAAAUAAAGUUGAAGAAAAUCUUGAGGGUUUAUACUUAUAA